Molecule: messenger RNA, 1563 nt
Organism: Amyelois transitella
Lineage: Eukaryota; Metazoa; Arthropoda; Insecta; Lepidoptera; Pyralidae
Product: WD repeat-containing protein 18
Exons: 1
Coding region: 134-1468 (444 amino acids)
Biological process (GO): DNA-templated DNA replication; rRNA processing
Cellular component (GO): nuclear pre-replicative complex
Molecular function (GO): protein binding
Source: RefSeq, a predicted model, not a curated record
CAAUCAUUCAAGUCAACCCCACAUGGGGUAGGUAAGUAACUCAGAGAUUCACGAUGUGUUUUACAUAUUAUUAGUUUGAAUUCGGUAGAAAAUUAAUGAUAUUAAAACAACGGACGAAAAGUAAAGUUCUGCAAUGUCUUCGCUAUUUGAAGUUUUGGUGACUUGUGAUUCGAACAACACAUUGUGGACAUGCUGUGUCUGGGAUCCACAUACCGGUUGCAGUCUGAUGACAUACAAAAGCGGCGGUACAGCUGAAACUAGAACAUUGUCUUUCAUCGGCACCGACUACAUAGCGGCUGUUGAAAAAACUAAACCAGUGCUGCAUAUUUGGCCGCUAAAUUCUCACCAAACUGUUCAAGGAAUGCGCUUCAUCUUGCCAGGCAAGGCGAGCGCUUUGGCAAUCACUCGCGAUGGUUCUUACUUAGCUGCUGGCAUCGAUGAGAAAAUUUAUUUAUGGCAAAUUGCAUCUGGAAACUUGUUGACAAUAAUCAAUCGUCAUUAUCAAAAGGUUGUUGUUUUGAAGUUUACACCUGAUGGAAGAUUCUUCGUGUCGGCGGCUGAAGAUGGAAUGGUGAUGGUGUGGUCUUUAGCUGCUGUAUCUGCUCAUCCUGAAAUUGAACAUGUGUCCCAAGCAAUGGCUGGACAGCAUGACCCUGUUUACAUAUUCUCUGACCAUUCCUUACCAGUAACAGAUUUGUGUAUUAGCAAAACAGGAAUGCAUGGAAGAUUGUGUACUGUAUCUAUUGACAGAACAUGUAAAAUCUAUGACUUGUCAAAUGGUGAAAUAUUACUAAACUUGGUGUUUGAUGUGCCACUAACUUCAGUUGUUUUGGAUGUGUUAGAAUUAAAUAUAUUUGUUGGCACAACUGAAGGCAAAAUACAUCAGUUUAGUUUAACCAAUCCUCCGAGAAGUAGAGACAUUCUUUUGAAUGUUGACAAAGAUUGUCCCACUCUGGCUGGCCAUACAAAAGUAGUUACAUGCUUAUCAGUGUCCUUAGAUGGAGAAACCUUAAUGUCCGGGUCGAAUGAUGAACAAGUUAUCCUGUGGCAUUUAAGGAGUAGACAAAUAAUUAGAACUAUACGUCAUAAAGGACCUAUUACAAAUGCUUUUUUUACUGUUAACUAUCCAGCUAUUCAUAAACAAGAUUUUUCUCCAAGUAUUGUCUUACAUAGUCUUGAAAGAACUUUAGAAAAAGAUUUAGAUGAAGUUUCGGAAAUUGAAGUCAUAUGUAAUAAAAAAAUAUCAUUCUGGCCUGAUAUCCAAGAAGAUGAUUCUAUACAACCAUCUAAAGAAUUAGAGGGUGAAUACAGACAGAAGGCACUGAUAUUGAAAGAGGAAUUGGAUAACCUAAAGAAAAUAAAUGCAAAUUUGUAUGCAUUUUCAAUACAAAGAGCACUGAAUUCUACCCCUAGUAACAAUCAUCAGGUUAUUGAUAGAGGCUCCAGCAAAAAAAAGAAGAAAAAAUAAUUUUAAUAAAAUUGUAUGUAUUGAUUUAAAAGUUCAUUUUUGUUUUUUAUUAAUUCAAUAUUUAAUAAAUGGUCUUUAAAAAUCAAUAAAAUCAA